CCGAAAAGCAAAAUUAAGCAAAUUUCAAGUGAUUCAAAGCACUGCAGCUUCUGUCCCAACUGUCUGUGUGGGGAUGACAGCUCUAUCAGCUUUAGAAAGCCCAGGCAAACAAGAUUGAGCCAUCUCUAUGUACACAUGGAGCGGGUCCUCCUCCACGGAGUCCACCAUGUGUUCUACAACAGCCCGGAAUGGACAAAGUUCUGCAACAGUUCUGCCCUAACAGCAGAACCAUAAGAAGUGAGAACAAAGAGCUAUCCUGGGAAAUUACCCUGUCGACAGACGGCAUGUUGAGACUUCGUUAGCACAACCACCCAACCUAGUGCCUCUCCAGCCUGAUCGAACGGAGCAACUCUCCAUGACAGGACUAAGGAGCAAGAGAAGGGGGAGUCCCAUUGGCAUUCUUUAACAUCUCCGUUGCUCACUUGUGUUCAGAGAGCCAUCUGUAGAUCAGGAAGACAAAAAGACGCUCCUGAGCCUCGGCGUCACUCAACAGGAUUGUCGAAGGUCAGGUGUCAGUGGUGAAAUGGACUUCUUGUCAGCAUGGAUUGUAUCUCCUUUGGCUCUACCCUUUGUCUGCCUCAUCUGGGGCACGCAGGCCCAGCAGGCCUUCAGGUCUGAGCCCAAGAACCUCACUGUGCAGAGAGGAGCCACAGCUGUGUUGAGGUGUGAGGUGCUGCGGGCCUCAGGGACUGUGCAGUGGGUGAAAGAUGGCCUCCUCCUGGGACCACAGAGAAGCCUGCCAGGCUUUCCACGCUACAGCAUGAUUGGAAUCCCCCAGAGAGGACAGCAUCAUCUACAGAUUGCAAAUGCCCAACUGGAAGAUGACGCCUCCUAUGAAUGUCAAGCGGGCCGGUCUGAGAGCAGUGGAGCAAUAAUUUCCAGGACAGUCUGGGUCAACAUGCUAAUUCCUCCUUCCAAGCCGUACUUUGAGAUGGACAUGGCAACACCUUGGGUAGCAGGGAAGAAGUACGCCAUCACCUGUAUCGCCCCUGACGCAAAGCCCCUGGCUGAAAUCACACUUUAUAAAGAUGGAGUCGAGCUGACAGGUGCAGAGUCUUUCACCAUGUCUGGCUCAAAGGAUAAGCUCCUGAACACGCAUGCUGAAGUAACGGUCACCGCUUUAAGCUCUGACAACGGGAGGCAGCUGGCGUGUCAUGCCAAGAACCCCGCCCUAUUCCGGCCUGUGGAGACCACAAUGACCAUGAGCGUGUACUUCCCGCCUCAGCCUCCAGUUAUUGUAGGUCUGGAGAGAGAGGAAGUCAAAGCGGGGAGAAUGCUCAUGUUGGAGUGUGUGUCUCAUGGUGGAAACCCCCUAGCCACUCUCCACUGGACCAAGGACGGUGAAGUCCUUUCCAUGACUUGGGAAGAGGACACUGUGGCGCAGAAGUCCAGCAGCAUCCUCAACCUGAAGAUCGCCCCCGAAGACAACCAGGCGGUGGUGUGCUGUGAGAGCGUCAAUCUGGUGUCCCUGUCACCUCUGUCUGUCAGCCGCAAACUCACCGUGCUCUUUGAGCCCGAAGAGGUGACACUGUGGGGCUCGCUCACGGCCAUCGAGGGGCAGGACUUGAAUCUGAGCUGCUAUGCCACCUCCAGCAAUCCACCUGUCCAGAUUCGCUGGUGGCUGGGCUACAAGGAGCUCAACAUCUCCGUUGCAACAAUGGAAGAGGGAGACAAUGGUGGGAUGACAACCAUGUCCAACAUGACCCACAGGGUCUCCCGGGAGGAAGAUGGGCUGCAACUCACCUGUGAGGCUUUCAACAAGGGCACACACUUCUCCAAGACCCAGACUGCCAUUCUGAGUGUCUAUCACCCCCCUCAAAAGGUAUGGCUCGAUGCUCCCCCUCAAGAUGUCCCCCUUCGGUCAGGGACCACGGUCCGUCUCACCUGCUUCUCCACUGGAGGGAAUCCCACUGGGACUCUGACCUGGUUCAAGAAUGGAAGGGUCGUGACUGACGCACUGAGGCAGACGCCCUUUGAACGGGGUGUUGCUCGAGAACUGGUCCUGGUUCUGGCGGCGAGUGACAACAUGGCCACCUACCGCUGUGAUGCCACAAAUAAAGCGAGGAAGACCAUUUCUGCCGAGACUAAGCUCUUGGUUCACUUCCCGGCAAUAAGUAUGAAGAUCUCAACUAAACAGAACGAGCUACGUCGGGGCCAGAUGCUAACUCUGGAGUGCCAGUCUGGAAGCAGUAACCCAAAGGCCAGCAUCACCUGGAGCUUAGGCACACUCAGAUUCCAGGGAGCAGAGCAACCACCCAGGAGUGCUCCGUUUGGUGGCGUGUCAGUGCAGAGUUCUCUGUCCCUAAAUCUGAGUUCACAGCAUCACAAUCAGAGGGUCAUUUGCCAGGCCUACAGUCCUGUGCUAGCAGAGGGGGCUAACACAUUCUUCAAACUAAAUGUGCUUUACCCACCAGAGUUCAGCCCCGAGCAGCCAACGCAGGUCCAAGUGGUGGAGGAUGACAUGGCAACCAUCCCACUGCUGGUCUCAGCUAACCCAGAGGAGGUCUCCUGCAUUUGGCUGCACCGCAGGGAGGAACUGGUCAAAGGAGGGGAUGUGCGCUACCACUGGUCAGAUGACAACUCGCUGGAGAUCGAGAAUGUGACGAGGAAAGAUGCCGGCGUUUACACUGUCAAGUGUAGCAAUGAUGAGGGCAUCAGCCAGACCUCCAUCAUGCUGGACGUUCAGUAUGCUGCGAGUGUCAAAGCAGAGAAAGACCCCGUGUUAGUGAACCUGGGGGAAACAGCAGACCUUAUAUGUGUGGCAGAUGCCAACCCCAUUAUAUCUGACAUGUUCUCUUGGAAAUGGCUGGGAGAAGGGGAGGUGGAGAUGGGACAGGAGACCCAGGAAGACGAAUCUGGCCUCCUGACUAUCCAUGAUGUGACUCGGGCUCACGCUGGUCUUUACCAGUGCACAGCCAAUAAUGGCAUAGCACCCCCUGACACUGUAGAUGUGCGGCUGGUAGUGCAAUUCAAACCAGAGCUUCAGAAAGGAGCCCAGUGGAGGAAGGUGGCGAGUAGAGGGGACGGCACUGCUACAGCUGAGGUAGUGUGUCAGGCAGAGGGUAUUCCGCGUGUCGACUUCUCCUGGGAAAAAAACGGUGUGCACAUGGACUUUGCAAACCCCAGGUAUGAGGAGCGGACUGUGAGGGAGGGCUCCUUCCACACCAGCACAGUUAGAGUUGUAAAUGUGAGCGCAGCCUUGGACUAUGCUGUCUUCAGCUGCACUGCUCGCAACUCACUUGGGGAAGACAAGCUAGACAUCCAGCUCGUCAGCACAAGUCACCCCGAUCCUCCUUUGUCGUUUCGCCAAGUCAGCGUCACCCAUGACUCGGUCACUCUGGAGUGGAUCCCCGGCUUCAACGGCGGUUUGCAGCAAAGAUUUCGUGUAAGAUACCGUUGGGAUAAGUCAGCCAGUUUCCUCUACAUGGACGUCUUUCCUCCCAGAGCAACAACCUUCACUGUCACUGGCCUGCAGCCUGUCACCACCUACAACUUCUCUGUCAAUGCCCUCAAUGCAAUUGGAGAGAGUGGAUAUGCUGACAACAAUGCAGUACUGACCAUCACCACCAAGGAGAGGCCAGAAGUGGAAGAAGUCCUGACAGAUGACGACUCAGUCUCACAGAGUGCAAGUGGACUCCUGGCCUAUUUGACAGUGGUGUUCACAGUGGUGUUUGGAGUCCUGCUGGUGUUUAAUUCCCUGGGUUGCUACUUUGGACUGAGGUGGAAAAAGAAGCGAGGCCAGACAGGGGGUAGAGGAGGCAGUAUGUUGGAUAGAAAGAAGAGUGAAGAGGAGGGGUCCAGUCAGUCAACUGUAAGCAACUCCAAUAAGUAUGAGAGCAGAGAAAAGAUCAACGCCGCAGCCCAGCGCACCCUCCUCAUCGACUCUGGGUCUGAAACAGACAGCAAUGUCUACGAGAGCUAUGCAGCGGAAAGUGCCCAUUAUUAUUACCCUACCGGUGACUACACGCUGCCUUUCAGCCCACUCCCUGAGGAAACGCGAAGGCCUGAUGUCACCCACCUCCCCGUGGACUCUCACAGCCAUCUGUAUGAAGAUGUAAGAGACGGGGGACUGUACCAGGACAUCCUGGCUUCCCGAACUCUUCCUUCCCCUGCGUCCUUGUUUGACCACAGAUUGCCACAUCAAAGGCGUGAGUGGAGAUCACCGACCUCCCCCCAGGGUGCUGAGAGAGUGGGGGAGUUCAUGGAUCUACGACAGCCACAGAGAGAUUCAGAGCUUCCCUUUGAACUGCGAGGCGAAUUAGUUUAGAAUAAGAAGGUCAGAGCAAACACAUACGCUACGGCACGGCUUGUGACUCAACAGUUGUCAUUUAGUACUGAUGAGUAGCAGCUAUUGAAUACAGUGUCUUUUUUUUUAAUUCUUUUCGAAUGGUAUUUCACAAGUCACCUUGAAUGUACCCAUCAAAAGAUUAGAAUGUAGCUGGAGUGCUAAAAUGUCAUUCAGUAUUUCAAUAUAAUUUUUUCUGUGUAUAUUGUUAACAGUGAGUGUUGUCCCACAGCCGGGUAUGACAAACUCAAGAGGCUGAACAGAAGUGAGCACAAUGAUUUGAGAAAUAUCUGAAAGCCAAGCCAUGCAAUCAAGAAUUUCAAAAUGCUUUUUACAUCCACCUGCUUAUUUUCUUCCCCCUCUGUGAUCCUACACCUCCCUUGACCUCUUUUUGUUCUUUCACCUUUACCCUCUUCCUUGGAGCCAAGUCACGGUCACUACUCACAGUCCCCCCCUCCUCCUUUGGCCUGCAGGUAGACAUGAAUCAGUCAGUUAUAGACAAAAAUGGACUGACAACACUGUGGUUAGCGCUGGGACAGAAGCAGCACAGACUCACAGUGCCUCCGAAGCAGACAGCAUCCUAUUUGACCCAUAUGAUGUCAACAUUUUAAACAUGUAUCCAGACGGGAACCUGACGACAGUGACCUGUCCCUCCCCUCUACGACACAAAGAGUUUCACAGUUAGUCUGUGGGAAUCCCUACAAUAGGAUAGUACUGAGUGGUAUUUAGCAUGGUUAUGUCUUCAGGACGCAAAGCCAUAUCUGGGGCCAGACUCUAAUCCUGUUUUCUCUGGGAUUGGGGUUCAGCUCACAGCAUCAGCGAGAGAGAGAAACCGUGCAGGGAAUUUGUUUCACCGAGAGUGGACAGUCAAAGACAGAUAGAGUCAGGAAGAGAGGCUAAGCUGCUGCUGUGGCUACUGCUACCAUAUAUAUAUAUAUAUAUAUAUACACACACUCUUUUCUUCCAGUGGGUUUCAUUACUGUUUAAAUUAUAGUUGAAAGAAAAACAGUAAUUCUAAUCUUUAUUUAUAGAACACUUUUUGAAGCCAAAGUUGCUUCCCACAAGACAGCAAAUUAACAAUAACAUCCAAUAUAAAAUCUAAUAAAAAUGGAUUAGAUUUUGUAACAAGAUUAAACCAGUUCUAACAUUAUAGAGAUAAAAAUACAAUUUAAGUGAAAUAAAAAAAAGACAAAGAGUCUGCAGCCAUGCUAGCAGCUCUGGGAAGCUGCACUUUACCACAGCAGUGGUUUGAGCUAACUGCUGAGAUCAGCAUGCUAACAUGCUCACAGUGACAAUGCUAAUAUGCAGAUGUUCAGCAGGUGUAAUGCAGACCCCCAGGACGUGCACUAGGCUUUGAAGCCAAUUUUCGUAGUGACCAAACCGGGUAACUCUUGGGUCCAUCACAUGAUGCCACUGGGCCCUGAAAGACUUUUCCCCAUAGACUUAUAUUGUGAAGGCAACGUCUGUAAAUCAGUGAAUACAUUUCUUAGAGCGUCACAACCCCUGCAAAAUUACUAUCAAAAUUUGAUCCAUUCAAUGUGAUAAAAUUUGGAAAGUCUACAAGAGCCGCACAAUUAAAUGAUUUUAUUCCCAUUCCAUCCAAGUUAGCAGAUCACUAAACAGGAAGUAGCUGACUCCACCAGUAGAAGUCUCUGGUGCUCCUGGCCUAUGGGCAGUAAUGGGUGGUAAUGUUACGCGCCAGUUGAACAUUUUGGCUUUAUGCACCACUGAGCAACUGUCAUAGGAAUCAGGGGGGUCCAGUUCCCAGCCCUGUAUCCAGUUUUCUUUAUACAUCCAUGAUAUAAAGUGUAUCAAGUUCACCAUCUCAGUUUAACUUGAUAAGAAGCUAACUUUUCCUAAUAAACACUAAAGUGCAGCUGAGGUUAAUAGGAACGUCAUUAGUUUUGCAAUCUUCAGAGACCAGAGUUUUGGGCAAACUGAAAUUUUGGCCUUAUAUUGCCAGGCGAAAAGUCAGGGGAUCACCAAAGUUGGUGGGAUUCAUCUUUUUUUCAUAUUAUAUUUGAUUUUCAUCUCAAAAACAACAAUACAUAUACAAACAGACUAACAAACAUACUCAACCCACAUACAAAAAAAAACAAAAAUAAAGACAAAUGCCUCAAAAAAUUCAUAAAUAAAAAUGAAAAAGCCAGACUUGGUGGAAAUAAAUACAAUGUUAAGCCUAUUACAUAAACAGAACGGCAAAAUGGCCAAGAUAAUAGAUGGUAAAGUAAGGCGCCCAAGUAUUGGGUCCCAAACACUCUCAAAUUUAUCAUACAAACUCAGUUUGUUGUAUCGAAGUCUCUCAAGGUGAAUCCCCAAGACUACUUCCCUAAGCCAUCUACAGAAAUAGGGAGCACUGGUAGCCUUCCAUUCCUUAAGAAUAAUCCCUUGCUAUUAACAGGCCAACCAUCAGGAACCUCUGUACAGUAUGUGGCAGAGCAAGAGAAGCUUCAGAACAACCAAACAGGGCAAUUAACGGGUCAAGUUCAGUGUGAAUGUCAUGAAUUUUACAAUACCUAGAGAAGAUAUCCUGCCAAAAAGGAACAAUCUUAGGACAAAACCAGAAUGUAUAACCUAGAGUACCUUAUGUAAAGUUGGUGGGAUUAAUCUUUACAGGAACAUGAAUGUUUGGACAAACUUUAGUGGCAAUUCAUGAAAAGUUCUUGAAAUAUUUCAGUCUAGACCAAAGAGGUGCCACUGCCAUCCAUAGAGCCAUGCUGUUAGCAUGGGUUAAAAAAUCUAAAUUAAAAUAAGGACAAAAGCCUGUUUUAAGAAAAGAUCUGAAAAAAUGUUACAGACUUAGCUGUCCUCAUUUCUUCAAGCAAGUCAUCCUGGAGCCUCAGUUCCUUGAAUAUAUGUAUAUCUGACCAAUAUUUAUUGACGAUAUAAGUGCGUACAUGUGUUUCCAUCUAUCUGUUUUGGGGCACAUUUUUAAUUAGCGCAUAAAUUACUGAGUGGAAUCACCAAAAAAAAUCUCAAAAUAUCACAAAGUUUUUAUGCUUGGAGAGGUGGAGAAAAUGGUGUAUUGAUACAAGCUAAAUGUAAUGGAAACUGAUUCAGGGAAUGUAUGAUGACGUACAGUCAUGACGUACCCUGUCGUUGUAUAGGCCACUGCAAACACUCUGUGUUAUCACUGGCUGGCUUUUAUUCACAAAGCACUGUUACAAGAACUCUUCUAAGAGAACGGAGCUGUAAUGUCCGCUGUUCAAAACUCUCUAUUUUCAUUCUUCAGUGUGCUCUCCGUUAUUAUACAUUGAUUGUUUUCCUUUGUUUGAGGUUUUACUAGCGUUCUCCACUGGUGUGAUGUCACCUGACCUGAGAAUUAGCACCACCCCUUGCUUAUCUUGAUGAACCAGCUCCCAAUAUUCGCACAUAAAUUCGCAUUUUCUUUUGAUGAUUUUCUGAAAACUGGGUUAAAAUUCCUGCUACAUUUGGAUGAAAACCAAACUAUUGUCACACCAUCCUGAGAACCAAUGAAACACACGCAAAAAAUAGAUGGUGUCUUCCUGGAUUACAAUAACAGGGUUGCGCUGUAUAUUUUUAUGUAACUUCAUCUUUGAAGGUUCACUGUGCACAGAUCAUAAACUUCCUCAAAGUUUCCACGGCUCUUUUAGGUUCCCGCUGCCUUGUAAAAUACACAAAUAGUGACUGGGCUCUUAUUAUAUCUGUACACGGAGCCGUUAUGCAUGCAUCCUGUUUCUGCUUCCAACUUCUGCUUUUCCCCCAAGCACUAUUCGUCACAUCAGUCUCAUGAGUACACAGAUGCACACACGAAACACAAUAACACAGUGCAGGCAAAUCUUGAUUUAUUCUUCCUUAACAGAAAUGUCCACUUUUAUUUUUUGAUAAAGAUGAUGUGGUGUGCUUCAUGACUUUUUCUGUAGCUGGCCCAAGCUUCACACAACAUUACUCUUUUUAGUGUUAUCACUGUAGAGUGCAGUGGAGAUGUUUACUGAGAGAAGUGAUAGUUAAAUUCUGGCGAGGCUGCUGUCGUCCACACAUUUGUACAAACCUACAACAUUCUGUUUCCUCAAUGGAGCCUGACUGCCUAGAGAUAAAUCUCAAUGUUUCACAGAGCUGCGUUCCCUCAAUUAGGCUCACUAUUCUCCAUCAUGAGCUGUCAAGGUAUGUUUGUCUCAUUACUGAACAAUUGUUUAAGUUCCUGUCAAGAUGACUGCUGUAUUCAUACCAAAGCCUGUUCAUGAUGCAUCAUUUUGACUCAGGCAGGAGCGGUAAUCUGCUAAACUGAAGGCUUGACAGCUCAAUACUGUACGUCAACUUCUAUUUUUCCUCAUUUGCCUCGUGAACGUUUUGAUAUGAUGCGUUCAGAAGAAUCUCUUGGGAGCUCCACCAUUCAGGCUGCACGAGUGCACAAUUAAAGUCAAAAGAGAAACAAAUAAGAGACUUUAAUUACCUCAGCUCUGGCAGUGUUUCCGCGUCCUUUUUACCCCUCUCCUGAAUGUUUUUGUGGAAAACAAACAGGAGAUUCAAUAAUACUCCUUUAUCACUUUAACAGGUUGUGCUACCAGUGGGGAGCUAACUCAAAUUUAACUCAGAUUUCCGCAAACCCUGUCAUUGCUCUCAUUAUUCAGAUUUUUCAAUUUGAACUAAAUAGAAAUCAAAUCAAAAGCAACCACAGGUUUUACAAAUUAGAACAUGAUUUUACUGGCAGUUAUUAUGACUCACUUUGUGGCUCUGCUCUCCUGUUGUCAGUAAUGAGGAUGUAAUUUGCCCUCCAAUGUGGAUGAAAGAAUACAACUGAAUAAAUAUAACAGUGGUCCAUGAAAGAUAACCAGGAAGUGAAAAUAAUUGAUUGAUAAUCUUGAUAAAGGAAGAUCUGAAAGCAUAUUGAAACUGAAAUAGCAUCUUUAAUUAUAGAUGAGUUUGAUGACUGGCCGCAGUGUGUACACCGUACCAGGAAGACGAGACAAAAUAAAGCUAUACCACAGAAAAGCAGACGUGCUUACAGAGUCCAGAGAGAUCGCAUAUAAAACAACAUGAAGCUGAGUUUUUCCAUUGUUAAAACACUGCACGCUUACAGUCACCAUUUGUCUCUAUUUGAAAUAGUGUAGGCUCCAUUAAACAAAAUUCACAUCCAGACGAGCAUUACUCUCCUGGUAUUUUUCCCCAAAGAUAUACAGUAUAUUCAACAAAAGAAAAAUAUCUUUCUUUUUCAAGUCUCAUUUAAACCUGGGUGUAUUUGUUUUUUAUAUGUAAGCACAUUAAAAUCCACACAUCCCCCCUGUAUCUCACUCAUUUAAAUGCACACCUACUCCCACCCAAAUACCGGGAUAAACAGAUGACAAAAGGACAAAAAAAGAGAAAAACAUUAUGUUAUUAUUAAUUCAGAGUCUAAUAGGACAUACUGUACAAAAACAUUUUAUGAAUGUUUACAUUUUAGCAUUAAUAAUUCACCUCAUAUACUGCGAUACUGCGGUACUUACAUAGACAGGUCACUGCUUUUGAAGGACCCCAUUUUAUGUACCCAUGUCUAAAAUGUAUUUUGAAAUAUUUAUCUGCACAUACUGUAUAUGUGAACCUGUAUAAUAUAAUAUAAUAAAUAAAUAAAUUGUAUUUAAUGGGAAAUUUAGAAAGCAAACUAUAUAGUGUGAUCAUGCAGGUAAACAAAAUGUCCAGCAAGAUUAAUAAAAAGAAUGAGAAAAAAAAAGGAACUAAAGGAACUAGUUAUUAAGGAAGUGUUGCAUUGAAGUGACUACAAGGAAAUGCCAUUUGUGUUGAUUUUGGCGGCCCCUGUGGACAAAAGUGGUACUGUUUCCUUGAAUGAAGACUGCACUUCCCAUGAGCGCCACCACCUCAUAUCUUAGGGUGCUUUCACACCUGCCCUGUUUGGUUCGGUUCAAUCAAGGUGUCAGGUGUGAACACAGCAAUCACACUCGAGCGUGCAGCAAAACAACUGGACCGAGACCUUCUUGAAGAGGUGGUCUCAGUCCGGUUACAAACAAACUCUGGUGUGGUUCUUCUGUGGUGAGAACAUGUUCUGACCUUGAGCCAGACCAACUGCAGCUGCAUUGCGCAUUGUUUGGGUUAAACAUGAGCAUGUUACAGUCCUGGAGGGUUAUUAAUGUGCGCCUCCUCCUGUACUGCCUUAAUAUGCACAUUCAGCACAUCCAAUGCAUCAAAUCAUUGUUUGGUUCGACUAAAAUGAACAAUGCAAGCAAUAUAGUCCACGAUGACCAGCGCUAACAUCAACCUGUGUAGUUGUCCCUCCAUUGUGACACUAGAAAGUGUUGCAUUUAUCUUGCAAGUGUACUCUUCUUCAAUAUUUUGUUUACUUCCAGGAAUUUUCCCACAUGGAAAUUUUGACCAAUCAAAGGCAGCUUUCGCUUCAGGUGUUUGAUCUUGUCCGCUUGUAAAUGCUGCUGUGAGAACACAAACCAACUGUAGGCAAUUAUCCAACUCUGAUUCAGACCAAGGCAAAUUAUCUCCAGUUCUAAAAGCACCCUUACAGAUCUUGAUCUGGCUUGUGCUAAGGUUUGUUUUGGAAGACAGACGGAACUUAUUAUCGCUGCCUGGUGUAAGCCUGAAGAGGAUCAUGCUUUUGGAAAUGUGUGUGAGUGUGUACUGGUCUGGCCACAUAAUCUCACAAACUACUGGACCAAUCAGCUUAAUAUUUUGUGUGUAGAUUUGUGACUGUAUGCUUAGGGACCUUUUUGUAGUUGCAGUGAUUCACAAUUGUUGCAAAUCUGUUUUAUUGACUGUUUUAUAUAUCAGAACUGGCUGCUGACUCCUCAAUGCUGUUAAUCGGCUGGUAGGAGCCACAAGUUUUAUGGAAAUCAGCUCCACCGAAAACAAAAAGCCUUGCCCAGUCUGUUGCAGACCACACAUUGGCCUUUAUUGUGAUGACUGAAAUACUGACAUCUAUAGAACAGUUAGAUCUCAUUUCGAAAUGGAGCCUACAGAUUAAUUCCAUUUCUGAUAUGUUAUGAUACACCAAAAUUAGGCACAAUACAAGAUUGAAAAAAAGCCAUGUUUUGUUCUCUUUGCUGUCAUCUUGACUGUAAGGACGUCAGGAGGAACAAUGCACCUGGGCACAGCUGUGUUACAUGUAUUUGGGUGGUGAUCGGCUCUGGCGGCCACCUGGCAGCAGUCUGCACUCUACAGUGUGCACUUUUUGAUUGUUUAUUCUGUAUGUUCUGUAUGUCUUCAAAAUAUUUUAUUUUGAAAAUUAAUUAAAAAAA
Molecule: messenger RNA, 11484 nt
Organism: Epinephelus fuscoguttatus (brown-marbled grouper)
Lineage: Eukaryota; Metazoa; Chordata; Actinopteri; Perciformes; Serranidae
Gene: nphs1
Product: NPHS1 adhesion molecule, nephrin
Exons: 33
Coding region: 524-4267 (1247 amino acids)
Biological process (GO): cell-cell adhesion
Cellular component (GO): cell-cell junction
Molecular function (GO): cell adhesion molecule binding
Source: RefSeq, a predicted model, not a curated record